Metopolophium dirhodum (rose-grain aphid) is the source of this 3438-nucleotide messenger RNA. RefSeq names its product alpha-(1,6)-fucosyltransferase-like. Gene Ontology annotation, molecular function: protein binding; alpha-(1->6)-fucosyltransferase activity. The transcript is spliced from 10 exons. The record is from RefSeq and is a predicted model, not a curated record. Gene Ontology annotation, biological process: protein N-linked glycosylation. Bases 285 to 1958 code for a protein of 557 amino acids. Lineage: Eukaryota; Metazoa; Arthropoda; Insecta; Hemiptera; Aphididae.
UAUACUGAACCACGUAUGCCUUCGUCCAAAUGGUGAUAAAUUAAUAUUAUAGCCAAAGGCUUUUUAAAUAACAUGCCAGCACAAUCGUAUAGAGCGUAAUUUACACAAAAUGUAUAUGCGGCGGGUACAUAAUGUUGUAAUGCAGUUGCUUAACGAUAGUUUAUUUCUUUUAUAAGUUUAAGUACUAUUAUAUUUAUAUAUAUAUAUAUAAUACACUCUGUACACGUAUUAUUUUGAUAAUUUAAAAUUGCAGAAACCACAGUAUACUUUUGGACUUUGGUAUAAUGAAGUUGCAAUGGUUAAUGCGCGUCUUCGCAUUUUUCGCAUUCGUAUUGCUAGUGAUGUCUAUGAUUCGGAGAUUUAAAUGGAACCAACAUAACUCUGUCAUUGAAUCUAACAACCAAAGACUAUCCAAAUGUAUACAGACCCUACAAAACCUGCGGUUGGCCAAUGUCAAAUUGAACGCUGAAUUGGACGACUUGAAUAAAAAAAUAAGAAACCAGCAAAGAAUAAAGGAAUUAAAGGACAGUGAACCGAUCACCCCAUCUAAAGAAUAUGAGGUUCUACGACGCCGCAUAUAUUCAAACACUAAAGAAUAUUGGUACUACGUCAAUUCUAGAUUAGAAUCAUUGAACAAAUCGAUGAUUGGCGUAAAACGUAUUCAUAAAAUUAAAAAUAUUGUCGGCGAACACUUUAGAUCUUUAUUGAAAGACAUUUCUGGACUGGCUGAAGUCGACAACUAUUCGAAGUGGAGACAACAGGAAUCAGAAAGUUUAAGUAUUUUAGUUCAAAGCCGAUUAGAAGAAAUACAAAACCCACCCAAUUGGUUCACAGCAAGACAGCUAGUGUGUAAAAUGGAAAAGCUUUGUGGGUUUGGUUGUCAAUUACACCACAUUGUUUAUUGUUUUAUCGUCGCGUACAGUACUCAAAGAAUGGUAGUUUUGGACUAUUAUAAAUAUUGGAGGUAUGGUGAUGUAUGGCCAAAUAUUUUCCUUCCAUUAGGAGAAACGUCUACUUCAUUAAAAAACAUAUCAGUUGUUGAAUGGCCAGGCAAUCAAAACUCUCAAAUAGUUCAUUUACCUCCAAUUGACUCAAUUCACCCAAAACCUUAUUUUCUACCACAAAUGAUACCCGCUGACUUGGCUCCUCGGUUAACUGUCUUGCAUGGAGAUCCUAUUGUCUGGUGGAUAGGUCAGAUUCUCAAAUACAUGCUCCGACCUCAAUUAUCAACUAUUCAUAUUUUAGAUGAUUACGCAAAUAAACUCAAAUUCCAAAAACCUAUCGUCGGAGUACACAUUAGAAGAACAGACAAAAUCAAUACUGAAGCUAGCUUACAUACGCUAGAUGAAUAUAUGGUUCACGUCGAAGAAUAUUAUAAACAAAAAGAGCUAAGUGGUAAUGUUAGCCGGAAAAGAAUUUAUUUAGCUACAGACGAGCAAACUUUAUUUGAUGAGGCCAAACGCAAUUAUCCUGAGUACGAAAUAAUCGGUUCUGAUGACAUAUCUAAAACAGCGUCCGUGAAUAACCGAAAUUCUAAAGAAGCUUUAAUUGGUAUAAUUGUUGACAUACAUUUUUUAUCCCUCAGUGACCACUUAGUAUGUACUUUUUCGUCACAGUUGUGUCGCGUAGCUUAUGAGAUAAUGAACAGUCUCUAUCCCGAUGCAUCAAGUCGGUUCACGUCAUUAGACGACAUUUAUUAUUUUGGUGGUCAAGCACAUAGAAUAAACGAAGUCGUGUUACCACAUAAGGCCGAUGGACCGGACGAAAUAGAUCUGCAAGUAGAAGAUCAGAUUUUCGUAGAUGGAAAUCAUUGGAAUGGUUAUUCUAAAGGCAAAAAUUUAAGAACGGGAUUACUAGGCCUUUAUCCUACAUUUAAAGUCAUUCCGAAAAUCGAAACAGCAACAAUUACAGAUACUGAAACAAUAAUAUCACAAGAUGGUAAAAAUAAAAAUAAUUAAAUGCAUUCAACUGCACCGGUACCUAUAAAGGUAAUUUUAACUAAUACUGUAUGUGCUAUUUCAUCUCAUGGUGUAACAUUUUUUUUUAAUAAAUAUGAAUCCUUCCGUAUAUAAUAUAACUAUAAUCACUAAAAGUCAUAAAUGUUUUUCAAAGAUCCUAUAUUCCUAUCGCAUUUUAUUAGAAAUGCUAAAAUCGGCCAAAACAAAAGAUGAACAUUAAUACAUUAUUAUUUAAUAUUUUCUGAAUUACAGAAAUAUUAUAGUUAUUUAUAGUAUAGCACAGAUGAGGAUAGAAUAAAAGUGAUUUCUGAUCCAAAAUCUACCCUCUUGCAUGCACAAAUACAAUACCUAAUAAAUGGUAGUCCUCAUAGACGUCUGAAAUAGAAGUGCAAUCGUGAUGUUUUACAAGAUAAACUAUAGAUGUACCAGAUAAAUGUAAAAAUGAAGUAUCGUUAAUGGGUUGCUGUUUUCAAAAAAAUUAUUUUUUUGUCUUUAUACAUUUAGCCUAUAUUUUAGAUUCUGAGCUAAGCGAUGAAUGUAUUGAUUUUACAAUGAUGUGUGUUUUUUUUUUGUUUCGGUCAUCAAUCAUCACCUUUUAAAACAGUAAAAGUAGGAAAGUGAAUCUAGUUGGUACUUUGAGGAGUCAAAAGUAAAAAUGUCCUAGUAGUUUUCGAAAGCACCGUGAAAAACAAAAGAAAAAUGAAGGAAAAAACGGGAAUUUUUACGCAAAAUUGGUUUUCGACAAAAUUUGAUUGUUGGCGUAACUCCUCAAUAAAUGACCGUAGAUACAUGACAUUUUGACUGAACAUUUAUAUUAUUAUAUUAGCAUUUGCAAUACACCAUGAAAUAUUCAAAAUAUUUUGACUUAUUUUGAGCAGUUUACUUACAAUUUAAAUUUUUUUAGUAAAAAGAAUUGUUUGAUAAACUAUCAUAGAUUGUCGUACACAAAUAAACGAAUCAAUAAUAUAACACUAACUCUAACAAUGGUGGUCAGUGGUAAUCUAUUCAUAGUUCAUACGAUCACCACCCACUGACCCUCUUUCUGUCUUCACAUAUUCUUUAUAUAUUAUACAUUUUACAAUCGAAGAACUAUCGGUAAUAUCGAUAUUAUGUUUAACCUAGUUACCUACAUUGUACUUAUUGAAUAUGCUUAAAAUUAUACUAAUUGUUAUUUUAUUAUAUAAUUGUUAUCUUAACCUAAUUGUGUAGAAUGCAUGUUUCUACGUUGUUACUAUGUAUAGCUUAUUGAAUAUUGUAUAAUUUGUUUUGGAAUUUUACCUGUCACAUAUGAUUGUUUUCUUAACCUUGUUAAUAUUUUUAGUUUUAAUAUAUUUUAUAUAUUAUGCAUGAUACAACACAACCCCAAUGUAACAUAAAAUAUGUCCUCAUAUUUUAAAAUAAUUAUUUCAGUCAAGAAUGACAUUUAAAUGAUAUGGUCAUAUGGAUUUUGUAUAUAAAAUUAAAUUGAAGUUGAUGAUGU